CGCACCGCGCGGGCGGCCAUGGAGCGAGCCUAGGGCGCCUCAGGAAUUGGUAGCCAUCCAAAUGCCUCCUAGAUGGCUCUGCACCCUAUUAAAACGGUAGUAUUUGCUUUUAAAUUUUCAAUGUACCUGGUUCUUAACUAUUAGGUCCUUCCUUGGACCAGUUCAUUUUAAAUUAUUGGGUCUUCUCGGGCAUAGGAUUAGCAAGGCUAAAAUGGUGAGUAAUAUAUUUGAGGCUUGCAAAAGAUUCAGGGAUGGAAGGACAGAAUUCUGAUUGAAUUGUGCUUUAUACUUGGGCUUGCAGGAAUUGUGGGAGGCACCUCAGUGAAGAAAUGGACCAGUGUGUAUAAUCAUGGAAUCUCCUUGCUGACAAUCACCACCUGCUCUCCUUGAUAAGUGAGAGAGAGUAGUCAGGGGAGAAGGAAAAGAGGUCACCAUGAAGCUAAAGCAGCGAGUCGUGCUGUUAGCAAUUCUCCUUGUCAUCUUUAUCUUCACCAAAGUUUUCCUGAUUGACAACUUAGAUACAUCAGCUGCCAACCGGGAGGACCAGAGGGCCUUUCACCGAAUGAUGGCUGGCUUGCGGGUAGAGCUGGUGUCCAAGCUGGACCACACCUUGCAGUCUCCCUGGGAGAUUGCAGCCCAGUGGGUGGUUCCCCGGGAAGUGUACCCUGAAGAGACACCAGAGCUGGGGGCAAUCAUGCAUGCCAUGGCCACCAAGAAAAUCAUUAAAGCUGAUGUAGGUUAUAAAGGGACACAACUGAAAGCCUUACUGAUACUUGAAGGAGGACAGAAAGUUGUCUUCAAACCUAAGCGGUAUAACCGAGACUAUGUGGUAGAAGGGGAACCUUAUGCUGGUUAUGAUAGACACAAUGCAGAGGUAGCAGCCUUUCAUUUGGACAGGAUUCUGGGUUUCCGCCGAGCCCCCUUGGUGGUUGGCAGAUUUGUUAAUCUGCGGACAGAGAUCAAGCCUGUUGCCACGGAGCAGCUCUUGAGCACCUUCCUAACUGUAGGAAAUAAUACUUGUUUCUAUGGGAAGUGUUAUUAUUGCCGAGAAACAGAGCCAGCCUGUGCUGAUGGAGACACGAUGGAGGGGUCUGUCACGCUUUGGCUUCCAGAUGUGUGGCCUCUACAGAAACACCGACACCCAUGGGGCAGGACUUACCGAGAGGGCAAAUUAGCCAGGUGGGAGUAUGAUGAGAGCUACUGUGACGCUGUGAAGAAAACGUCCCCUUAUGACUCUGGCCCUCGCCUCUUGGACAUCAUUGAUACAGCUGUCUUUGAUUACCUGAUUGGCAAUGCUGACCGCCAUCACUACGAGAGUUUUCAAGACGAUGAGGGCGCUAGUAUGCUCAUCCUUCUCGAUAAUGCCAAAAGCUUUGGGAACCCCUCGCUGGAUGAGAGAAGCAUUCUUGCCCCUCUCUAUCAGUGUUGCAUCAUUCGGGUUUCUACCUGGAACAGACUGAACUCCCUGAAGAAUGGUGUGCUGAAGUCUGCCUUAAGAUCUGCCAUGGCCCAUGACCCCAUCUCCCCAGUGCUCUCUGAUCCUCACCUAGACGCUGUGGACCAGCGGCUCCUGAGUGUCCUGGCCACUGUGAAGCAGUGCACUGACCAGUUUGGGAUGGACGCAGUGCUGGUGGAAGACAGGAUGCCUCUCUCCCACUUGUAAUUCUCCACAAAAUAAGUGAAACUUCUUUUUACAAAGAUAGAGAAACAGCACAAUCAAUUCCGAAUGGUAUGAGGUGGAUUGGAAAUGGCCAGCAGCACAUUCUGGUGAUAGGGGACAGGGUGGCCUUGGUGUUUGCUGUAGUAGAAGUUGAAGCAAAGACUACAAGUUUCAGACCACGGAGCUGUACCUGCUGAACCACCUUCUGACUUCCUCGGCGUAUGCCCAUUCUAGCAGUGGGCGUCAUGGUUGCUUCCGUAUUCUUGUUUGACCAUUACCUGACCACACCUCAAAUGAUGGUAAACAGCAUCUAUCAGUGAGCUGUCUUAUGUGAGUCGUCUUGUGAGCUUGGGCUUCAGGAAACAUGAGUCAAGGUAUAUGUGUAUAUAUAGUCAUAUAUGUAUUCUAACAAGAAAAAAUGUAUUUAUUUUGACACAGGGAAACACUGUUGCUGAAGAACCUGAAGCUAGGAAAAGGUUCUCUUAGUCUCUGAGAGUGAAUCUAAGUGACAUAAAGAUAUCCGUUCAGCAAACACCUCCUGUGCUAGCCAGGGCCGACGCCCGAGGCACAUAGACCAGCCUCAUGAGACUGUUGUACAGGGGAAGGCCAGCUUUCCCCCUUCGACGCCUCAAGUCUGGGUUGAAAAGGUGAGGGCUGGAUACUCUACUGCCACAGGGUUACUCACAAAUACAAAAUGUCUGUGGGGGAACUGGGAAUAACUUACUGGGAAGUUAAUUUAUUUGCUUCAAAGAGAGGUGUAGGAACCACUACCCUCUGUUUUGAUCUGCCAAGGAUUUCCUCUCAGAGCUGUUGCACAAAUAGAGGUUGUGCUUGGUAAGAUACCAAACAAGACAGAUAUGCACCUAAAUUUCUAAUGUGUUCUGUGGGUUUCAAUUCUGAAAGAAAGAAAAUGAAUAAAGAUUUUAAUAAGUA
Molecule: messenger RNA, 2593 nt
Organism: Lagenorhynchus albirostris (white-beaked dolphin)
Lineage: Eukaryota; Metazoa; Chordata; Mammalia; Artiodactyla; Delphinidae
Gene: FAM20B
Product: FAM20B glycosaminoglycan xylosylkinase
Exons: 9
Coding region: 434-1663 (409 amino acids)
Biological process (GO): protein phosphorylation
Cellular component (GO): Golgi apparatus
Molecular function (GO): phosphotransferase activity, alcohol group as acceptor
Source: RefSeq, a predicted model, not a curated record